This is a messenger RNA of Neltuma alba, 1421 nucleotides long. RefSeq lists its product as uncharacterized. The coding region runs from base 467 to 1279 and encodes 270 amino acids. NCBI's taxonomy places the organism in Eukaryota, Viridiplantae, Streptophyta, Magnoliopsida, Fabales, Fabaceae. The record is from RefSeq and is a predicted model, not a curated record. The transcript has 2 exons.
UUUUGGAACUAACGUUUGUUUCCUGGGAAAAAGGUUCAAUGCCAGCUUUGAAAAAGGUGGUAUUAUUUUGGUAGGGUGGGUUUCUGAAAACGGGUUAUGUUUGGUUGUGGAUGAAACAGAAGGAAGAAGCAAGAGGAAUGACUUUUCUGGUUCUGAAGGGCUUGGUAUUAUAAAACUCUCUGCUUUGUGGGGACUCAGGCUUUGUCUCUCUCGCACAUGCAUUCGCCAACUUCGAGGCUUCGAGGUUGUGAAACGUUGAUGGAAAUCAAAAUUGCCUUCACUGUCUCCGAGAGAGAAACAGUACCUAUUUUUUCUCGCGGAGAUUACCCAAAUUAAUAUCACCCACCACAGGUAUGAUCUCCAUGAUGAUGAUGAAGAAGCAGCAGUUCUUUAAAGAGACGAAUGCAAGUUCACUCCUUUAAUCUUGCCCUUUCUGAAAGUUUUCAACUUUUUGCUGAGAAUAGUCAUGGAGAAAGAAGGCAAUAUUCCACAACAAAGCCACUCAAGUCUUUGUUCAUGUUUAGGUUCAUUAGUACUCUCGACUAUUCUGGUUUUGUUCUUUCUUUUUUCUCUCUUCCUUUUCUUCCCACUUUCUGAAUCUUCUUGGCCCGUUCUUCUCACUAUACCUAUCGUUCUUCUAUCCACACUUUUUCUUGUUGUCACACUGAGAAAGAACAAAGGGUCUGAAGAUGAAAGGCUUGCUCAGGAGGAGAUGCAGAAAGAAGAGUUACGGACAGAACUUGCUCUGAUUAAUGAGCAAGAAGCUGAAUCUCAGUCAGAUUCAUCUUUCCCAUCUGAUAGUGAAAGUACCAAUGGGUCAGCCAUGGAUGAAAAGUUUGAGCAAAAUGCUGAGAAUACAUCACUUCCAUCAGAUGCUGAAACUGAAAGCAUCAAUGGUGAAACUGAUGAAAGUCUUGAGCUUGAUCAGAAUAGUACUGGAGUUCUGGGAAUCUAUGAAAGCUUAGCCUCUGACAAUGAAGGAGAAGAAGAUGACGACGACGACUUGAUUGAAAUCAACCUUCCGAGCAGCCAUUUCUUGAGUAAAGAACUUAGCCAGAGAUUAGAAUCAAAGCUGCCAGAUUUUCUACCAGAAGCCAUGUUCAAGGAGGAAGGUCUGAUGGAGCUAUUAGCAGAGAUUAAUGAGAUGAAUGAAGAUGAAAAUUUGAUAGAGAUUGAUAUUUCCAUGGGAUCAUCCAACACAGCCACAUAUCAAGAUUUGAGGUUAAAGCAGGAAAUGCCAUUCUCGGCAGAUCGGUACAGUGUUGUUACUGAUCAAUGAUGAUUCCUUCACUUCUUCAAGCUCUUCAGCUUCCAUUUUCAUGUUCAGGUUUUAGUUUUAAAUUUUCCUACUUGAUAAUGUCAUGUAAAAUUUUGUGCUUUCUAUCACAGGCCCUCGUAAUAACUAUAGCACCUUAAUUUUA